Orcinus orca (killer whale) is the source of this 2680-nucleotide messenger RNA. RefSeq names its product spermatogenesis-associated protein 31D1-like. Bases 869 to 2122 code for a protein of 417 amino acids. The transcript has a single exon. NCBI's taxonomy places the organism in Eukaryota, Metazoa, Chordata, Mammalia, Artiodactyla, Delphinidae. The record is from RefSeq and is a predicted model, not a curated record.
CUCCCAAUUCUACCAUCUUCUUCUCCAUCCCAGGUUAGGGACCAUGGAGUAUCUUUCCAUAGAUUCCAGAAUGAGUCAGACUUUCAUAUCGCGACUGGAAAUCAACACCUGGAAUGGCACGUGUUGCAGAAACAACAGGAAAGUUUGUGGGGUUUAGUUCCUGUGCUCCAAAAAUCUCAAGAAGCCACUUGUCCUCAAGCUCUUAACCUCCCAUUGGUCAACCGGUCGUCCCAUGCCUAUGAACCAGUCUCUGUCCUUGGCCAUUUUCCUAUCACCAGUGAACCCCAGGAGAAACUGGAGCUCCACGUUCCAAGGAGGCUAAUUCCACGAUGGUGCCUCCAAGCCUGUAGGAAUCUAGAGCCCCCAGCACUGAUGGAGCCUCAGUAUAAAUUAAAAGAAGUACCUCAGCAGAGAGGCACACAUGUUCACUUACAAAUCUCUGAGCUUCAGGGCAAGGAUAGCAAGGAUAUAGGGAAGACUGAAUUGGGUCUCCCAGCAAAUUUCCAUGAGAGGGCCCCAACAAAGUUUCAGCUAAGGGAUGACAUGAGGAAGAAUCUUGGCUAUAUCCUAGAGAAGAGCCCAGAAGACAGUCCCACAAGAGGUCUCAGAAUGUUACCUAGUGCAGGGUCUGAGGGCUGCUUUGGAGACAAAAACUAACUGUGUGUGUCACUCAAGGAAUCACUCAGGGAAUGAAUUAUUAAAUGUCUCAAGGAAGGACAUAGAUUGGAAUCAAAGAAAAACCAUUCUUAGAUUACAUGUGAGCACGAAGUCUUGGCAGAUCAGUGCAGGUAGGAUUCCUAUAGGUGUGUGUCGUUCAUGGCUGGCUGACGACAAUACUUUGCCUCCUUCUGGGAGUUCCCAGACCGAUAUGGAAGAUGCAGAUUCAAAAAGUGCAAUGGUAGGUAAAGUCUACCACCAGAUUAGCACUCUAGAGCUUUCUUUUCUUGAUCCUAACAUCCGAAAGGUGCUAGAAGCCCAUAUUUUAAGGUUUCGUGUGACUCAGAGAUGGGGUCUACCCCUCAAGGUUCUUGAAUCCAUAAAAUUCUAUAUGUUGAGGGAAGCCAAAACAUGGUCUCUUCCUCAAUUUGACUUUCCCUCCUCAACCACCCAUAUUUCUGGGGUGGAUUCCAAAGGUGAGGUUUCCAAGCCCCUUGAAGGAAGUUCUAAAACUUCUCAGGGAAACAAGGUGAGAACUACAAAUUCAGUCCCGGUGCUGGAUCAUCCUCUUCCUGUUAUCUCAUCUGUGGACAAAGAAGGACAGUGGGCCCCGCAACCAUCACACUCUGAUAUUGACCAAAGGCUUGCAGAGGACAUUCAGACAAUUGAGCAUGGCAGACAGACUUUUCAGCCGCUCACACACAGAAACAAAGACAAAGUGAGUCAGAGUGAGACUCUACUAGACCACAGAUGCAGCCCAGAGGUGCCCAUAAGGCAAGCCGGGGAUGGACAUGAGCCAAGGGAUGAGAACAUGAACUCCAGUGAUAGAGUAGAAAUGAUUCAGGGCCCAAAGAUAGUGGGGAAGAAUUUAGAACACUCUUUCAUGUCCAAUGUAUCCAGGGAGAUAUUCAAGGCCAAGGAGCUGUGUGCUCUUAAAUCACAAUAUUGUGACAUCUUGACCACCAGCGAGUUGGAAAGCUCCCAAAUGGCAUAUGUCAAUAUGGAUAAAAUAGAAACUACCCUGACCACCCAAUGUCCCUCACCGAAAAUAACUGUUCCCCAAGAUUCUAAACUAUCAGACCUUCAAAACCAGCUGCUUAGUGAGUUAAAGUUUAAAUUCGAGGGUAAGGAGCAUAGCCAGGCCGUACACUGUCCCACUGACAUGCGCCUGAUUUCAGGUAGGUUGCCUUCCAAGUCUUCACUGGUUCAUGUCCACAGUGUCUCCACUGGGGACAUGGCAGCUUCCCAGGUGCUGCAUGUCCACUUGGAGGACAGUGGGAUCAGCACGGAGCAGAGGCAGGAUCCCUCUAAGCAUGUCUUAUGGAACUGCCAGGAUAAGAAUUUCCCACCUGUUGCAAAGAGAGUGAGACCUCCGGGCUCCAAAGCAGGAGAAUACAGAAGUGAGGAUUCGGGACUAGGGACAUCUACAGGCAGAAAGAAGAGCCACCCUGUUGAGGAAAAUUAAAGGACACUUCCCCACCUCUGUCACAGAAUGAACAGCUUCCUCCAGAAAGUUACUUCAGAAAAAAGAUGAGGUGAUUUUUCCAGUGGAUUGACUCCAAGAGGAAAAUCAAAGACCAGGAAAGUCCCCAGCCAAAAGCCAAAUUCAUGUCAACCUUUGUGCAGCACCAAGACUCAGUUGAAAGUGCAGCUAUCUUUGUGAGUUAUGAGCCUCCUGAAGCUCAGGAGCUCACGACAGCCAUUGGGAAGAUCCUAGAGGAGAAGCUGGCAUGUAGGUUCAAAUCUGAGGCCUUGGAGUUAAGUCAGCACAAGAAGAAACUGCAGACCCAGGUACAGCCUGACAAGGGACAUCCCUCCAACUGUGGGGCUCUCUCUGACCCACAGCAAGAGGAAUGGGCAUGUACCAAGUCCUCAAAUCAAGAAGCUGUUUCUGUUGACCAGAGUUGUCUUACAAGUGUUAGACAGAGCAGAGACAGGAUCAGACAUCACCAGAAAGUUGUGGCCUUUGAGGACUAGUUAUUAUGCCAGAGUCAACUCUCUUCCCUGUCCUCCAGGGAGCUUG